This is a messenger RNA of Stereum hirsutum FP-91666 SS1, 1283 nucleotides long. RefSeq names its product Aldo/keto reductase. The record is from RefSeq and is a predicted model, not a curated record. The coding region runs from base 7 to 1086 and encodes 359 amino acids. Gene Ontology annotation, cellular component: cytoplasm. The transcript has 5 exons. NCBI's taxonomy places the organism in Eukaryota, Fungi, Basidiomycota, Agaricomycetes, Russulales, Stereaceae.
CUCACAAUGACUUCUCCAAAGUAUCCCACUCGUCAGCUCGGGGCUAAUGGUCCAUACGUCAGCGCUAUUGGUCUUGGCGCCAUGGGAAUUGGGGCAUACUAUGGCGAGACCGACUAUGAUGAAACGUUCAAGAUGCUUACAUACGCCUGCGACAAUGGCGUCACUUUCUGGGAUACUGCAGAUAUCUAUGGCUCGAGUGAAGAGACCCUGGGAAAAUGGUUUGCAUCCACUGGGCGUCGCUCAGAAAUAUUCCUCGCCUCAAAGUUCGGCGCUUCAGGUAUGCGAGAUGAGUCUGAGCGUCCGGAGGCUCCCAACGAAAACGGCAUCCCGCCUCCUAAUUCCAAACCCUCCUACAUCCUUCGUCAACUCCAACGUUCUCUCAGUCUCCUCCAGACAGAUCAUAUCGACCUUUACUACCAACACCGUCCCGAUCCCCAUGUCCCGGUCGAAGUGGUCCUUGAGACCUUGCGUCCGGCCUUUGAGGAUGGGAGGAUCAGGUGGUUUGGGAUAAGCGAAUGUAGUGUGGAUGUUGUGAGACGGGCGAAGGCGGUGAAGGGACUUGGAGAGAAGUUUAUUUGUGUGCAGAUGGAGUAUGGACCGUUCGAGCUUGUGCAUGAGAGGAGCGGCCUGCUUGCAGAGGUUGAAAAGCUGGGCGUGGGUGUGGUCGCGUAUAGCCCUCUUGGCCGUGGGCUCAUCACUGGGAAGUUCCGCUCUCGCGCCGAUUUCGAAAAAGGGGACCUCCGACUUCUCCUCCCCCGUUUCGAUGAAGCGAACUUCCCAGCCAACGUCAGGCUUGCCGACCAAAUGAAGAACUUGGCCACAAAGUACAACGCUACAUCUGCCCAGCUGGCCCUUGCAUGGAUUCUUGCGGAACAUCCUGGUUACAUACCCAUUCCUGGCAGCCGCACCAUUGAGCGUCUACGCGAGAACAUGGAGAGCGCAAACCUUGCGACGAAGUUGUCUCCUGAGGAUAUUCGAGAGAUCAGGGACUGGGUGGACAAGGCCGAUGUGCAGGGCAGCAGAUACCCCUCCUUUUUCCAGAGGUCCAACGAAUGUGGCAAGCUAGAAGACUGGAGGGGUGAGUGAUUUGUGGAGACGGCAGACCGAAUUCCAAUGCUGCUGGUGUGCUUUGUAUCUCGUGGCCAGGUGUCCAAACUUUCCUACCGAUAAAACGAAUGCCUUUGUGGCCAGUUAGGACGUCAAGUCGUCCUUCCGAUGACCCUCGCCGAUAAAGUCAUAUUCCUUGGUCGUGGUGGUAGAGUGACAGGAAUGCUGAGGGGUGC